This is a messenger RNA of Aspergillus brunneoviolaceus CBS 621.78, 624 nucleotides long. RefSeq names its product peptidylprolyl isomerase ESS1 (gene pin1). Gene Ontology annotation, cellular component: cytosol; nucleus. Gene Ontology annotation, molecular function: protein binding; peptidyl-prolyl cis-trans isomerase activity. The transcript is spliced from 3 exons. The record is from RefSeq and is a predicted model, not a curated record. Bases 1 to 624 code for a protein of 207 amino acids. NCBI's taxonomy places the organism in Eukaryota, Fungi, Ascomycota, Eurotiomycetes, Eurotiales, Aspergillaceae.
AUGGUAUUCACACACUGUCCACAUUCCUCUCAACCCAUCUAUACCCUCUGCAGUCAUUGUUUCCCAAGCUUACUGCUAACACCCCAUCUUCCACUACAGGUAGAAACCGGUCUUCCAGCAGGGUGGGAGGUUCGCCACUCCAACUCCAAGAACCUCCCUUACUACUUCAACCCGAGCACCAAGGAGUCCCGAUGGGAACCCCCCGCCGACACGAACACCGAGAAGCUCAAGCUAUACAUGGCCGACUAUCACAGCGGGCCUGCAGGAAACGGGAUCGGCCAGGGUGAGGGAAAGAUCCGUUGCAGCCACCUUCUGGUGAAGCACCGGGAUAGCCGACGGCCCAGCAGCUGGCGGGAGGCCGAGAUCACUCGGUCAAAAGAGGAGGCUAUUGAGAUCCUCCGCGGCCAUGAGCAGCGCAUCCAAUCGGGCGAAGCUACCUUGGGCGACAUCGCCAUGUCCGAGUCGGACUGCAGCAGCGCCCGCAAGCGGGGUGAUCUGGGAUUCUUUGGACGCGGGGAGAUGCAGAAGGAGUUCGAGGACGCAGCCUUCGCGCUGCAGCCGGGACAGGUCAGCGGUAUUGUUGAGACCGCGUCUGGCGUUCAUCUGAUCGAACGUGUCCAGUAA